Molecule: messenger RNA, 1994 nt
Organism: Carica papaya (papaya)
Lineage: Eukaryota; Viridiplantae; Streptophyta; Magnoliopsida; Brassicales; Caricaceae
Gene: COX15
Product: cytochrome c oxidase 15
Biological process (GO): heme A biosynthetic process
Cellular component (GO): mitochondrial inner membrane
Molecular function (GO): oxidoreductase activity, acting on NAD(P)H, heme protein as acceptor
Source: RefSeq, a predicted model, not a curated record
UCUCCCUGUCUCGGCUACUUUCCUCACAACUCAGCAUCGCCGCUCGCCGGUUCACCCAUCUGCCCCGGCAGCCCCUUUCAUCGUCUGUAUCCUGUCUCUUCACUUCUCACCGCCAUUUAUUCCUUCUCACCCGGCAUCUUCCAAUCUUUGAGUCCCUCUUUCAGUUGCGACCCAAGGCUGUUACUUGCCAUAACAGCUGUAUCCCGAUAAACUAAAAGCCGACUGGUUUCGCGGAAAUCUGUAGGCAGGUAACUUGCUCUGACACAAUCUAAUCCAUACAAGAACUCUGGUCGUGACUUGUCUGCCACUUUCUGUUCUCCUGUAUACAAAGUCAAAACUUCACCUAAAAUCGAACAAAAUUUGUUCUACUUUGAAGAGUGACAGAGUGACCAUGUUCAAGUGCAGAAUAAUAACUUCAAUUCUCAAAAGUAAAAGAGAAGCUGUCAGUGGCAUCGUAUCUAAUCUCUCUGGAAAUAGUUCAUAUCGAGUUUUCACUAGUAGUACUUCUUCUUUUGCUGCUACUACUACUGCAACUGUUAGGGGCUUUUAUUAUGGCUUUAGAUCUCUCCCCAAGGGCCAUCAUAUGUCUACCUUGAGGAAUAUGUCCAGUACUGUGGCAUCUAAUACAAUGGGAAGUAAAGAAGGAUUGAGAUUAUUAGUCACUGGAGGACCUCGUGCUCAGAAAGUGGUAGGGAUGUGGCUUUUUGGUUCUGCUGCAUGGGUUUUUAGUAUGGUGGUCCUUGGGGGUCUUACCCGCCUAACACGGUCUGGUCUUUCAAUGACUGACUGGAAAUUUACAGGUAGCCUUCCUCCUCUAUCAGAUGAGGAGUGGGAUCAGGAGUUUGAGAAAUACAUGCAAUCACCUGAGUAUAAGCGUGUAAAUAAAGGGAUGAAGAUAGAAGACUUCAAAUUCAUAUAUUGGAUGGAGUAUGGCCACCGUAUGUGGGGAAGGGGAUUGGGCAUCAUCUUUGCAUUACCAUUCUCAUAUUUUCUUCGUAAGGGAUAUAUUACACUAGGUCUUGGACUUAGACUGUCUGCUCUCUUUGCCCUUGGUGCUGGUCAGGGUCUAAUCGGAUGGUGGAUGGUCAAAAGUGGUUUAGAGGAGCCAGCAUCUGAAUAUGCUCAGCCAAGAGUAAGUCCUUACCGUCUUGCUGCUCAUCUUACCUCGGCCUUUGUAAUUUAUAGUGGCCUCUUCUGGACUGCUCUUUCUGUGGUUAUGCCUGAGCCUCCUGCCGAGUCAAUAGCUUGGGUCGGUGGGGCUGCAAAAGUUAAGAGAUUUGCCCUUCCUGUGGGCUUAGUUGUGGGCCUUACGGCUGUCUCAGGGGCAUUUGUGGCAGGAAAUGAUGCUGGGCAUGCAUAUAAUACUUUUCCCAAGAUGGGGGACGCAUGGAUUCCUGAGGAUAUAUUUGAAAUGAAGCCACUAAUUCGCAACUUCUUCGAGAAUACAUCAACUGUGCAGCUUGAUCACCGUCUUCUAGCUGCUGCAAGCUUAAUCUCUAUCGGAACAAUGUGGUGGUUCACUAGAAAGUUGGACAUACACCCGGCUGUUCAAACUUUGAUUGGGAGCACACUAGGCAUGGCUGGUCUUCAGGUGACUUUAGGGAUAUCAACCCUUCUGUCCUAUGUACCGGUAUCACUUGGCACUGCACAUCAAGCUGGAGCUUUGACUCUUUUGACAUUCAUGCUUCUGCUCAAUCACACUGUUAGGAAGCCAUCAGUGGCGCUUCUCAAAACACUGCCUCAAGUUGCCAGGUCACCCUAAUAGUUUUAGUUUCAAUUUUAUGGCAGAUAAACCAUGAAUUAGAUUACAUAAAUUGAUAAAUGCUCACUUAGCUCUAAAUUCAGUUUAGGGCUAAUUUUUUGUGGGGUAUGAGAUAAAAGUAGGUUUACUUAUAUUCUUCAUUCAUUGCAAUUGAGAAGACCUUUAGAAUCUUAGCUUGAGUUUUGUUGUAUGCUGGACAAUAUGUUAUGAUGUAAGUUGUCAUUGGUGUUCA